CUCUGGACUGUCAGAUAUAGCACAAGAAAGGCAAGGAGCAACAGGGAGUAGAAGAGAAAAGUGUCCCCAGAAAGUUGAGGACAAAAUGGAUACAACACAACAGACGUCGGUGACUCCAAAUGUAACUAAGCCUCCUUUUAAUCCAAUCUGCGGAACCAGACAAGCACCAUACACAUAUGAAAUUAUUCAACAGCUGGACGUCACUGGAAUGCUGCUGUUUGCUGUUUUAACAUUUAUGACACUAGUCAGUGUGCUGAUAUUCCUAGAAGAAGUAUACUACAUAUACAGGAAACUAUCCGGACCCAAAAAGGAAAUCAUUAUCUGGGUGAACGCUGCAGCACCAAUAAUAGCUAUGACAAGCUGUGUUGGAAUGUGGAUUCCUAGGAGCACAAUGUUUACAGAUUUUACUGCCUCUGUGUUUCUGGCUGUACUUAUACACAAAUUUCAGAUAAUGCUGAUAAGUGAAAGUGGUGGUAAAAAAGAAUUCCUGAAGAAAUACGCAGAUACAAAGCUUCAGCUCCACACAGGUCCAUUGUGCUGCUGCUGUGUGUGCUUUCCAAGGAAAAAUAUUCACAGCUGCACUUUAUUUAUGCUGAAGUUGGGGACCUUCCAGUUUGCUUUGCUGAGGCCAAUAAUUAUGUUUCUGGCAGUUGUGCUUUGGACCAAUGGAACAUACACCAUUGGCAAUUCGCGCGCAGACUCGGCUACAAUCUACAUUAACCUGUUCGUUGCUGUGAUCACUAUUACUGCACUCUGGGCUGUGGGAAUCUUGUUUAACCUGGUUAGACCUUCCUUAGCGGAUAAAAACAUUACUUCAAAAUUUGCCUGUUACGAGUUCAUUGUCAUUCUGAGCCAACUUCAGACAUCAAUAAUUACUAUUCUCGGUACCACGGGUGUUAUUUCAUGUGCCCCGCCACUUCCUGGCCCAUCUAGAGCAUCAUACAUGAAUCAGCAGCUUCUCAUCAUGGAAAUGUUCCUGACCACGGUGUUAAGCCGAAUGAUCUAUCGAAGGAGAUACGAGGAGACACCUGCACUUAAUGAAGAUGAGGAGACCAAGGAUAAUCUGCAAAAUAGUACAGUUUGUCUAAAUGGAAAGGCAAUUGAUGAAGGACUUCAAAAGGUUUAAAAGAUCCCCGAAAACAAUCCUGAGAUUAUCAACGGAAUUAGACAUAAACAUUUUGUGGAAUUUCAUCAUCUACUCUUACAGACAGAUGACUCAUUAUGGCGGACUUUUUUUGAACUAAUGGAAAUCCCUUUCUAUAAGUUUAUAUUCUUGAGUAUGAUAUUAAGGUGGUCUUCCAUUAGAUAAAGAAAUAUGUGGUAUGGCCUUCAAAUGGUUAAAAAGAAACAAUCUAAACUAUACUCAACUUGCCAAUCCCCCAGUUUUGCUGUACCAAUGGAUCCUGAGUCCCUGCUGCUCUCCGCUUACUGCUGAUGUCUUGACACAGCAGGAAAUAGAUGGGAGUGCUGCUCAGUCAAUCACUGGUUGAGGCGGGUCAUCGCUGCAGCUAGUGAUUGGCUUAGCGCCAUUCCCAAUUAUUUCCUUCCAUGUUUAGACAGGAGCAGGAAGAAGAGUGCAGAGGGAAAUUGUGCACAAUUGGAAUGGAAACACCAACAGCACUGGGGGAUUAGUAAAGUCAUGAGCUAGUCAUUUUUUUUUUUACCGUUUCAUGGCCAUGCAAUGUUUUUCUUUUUCUGCUGGAAUACCCCUUUUAAGGUUUUCUUAUAUUUUGUAUGGCAUGCAAUUCAUGUAUUAUCAAAUCUAGUUAAGAUUGUGAAAAAAAAAAGUGCAUUUGUGUUUUUGGUUUUGCCUUUGGAGCUACGUUUAGACUUGAUAUUAUCUAUCUACUAAUAUAUUUAUCUCCCUGUCUAAUAGAUAUGAGAUGCAUACAUGAGGGAUAGAUCGAUAUGUAAAUGGAUGAAUAGAUAUGAUUUAUUUAUCUAUCCA
Molecule: messenger RNA, 1948 nt
Organism: Bufo bufo (common toad)
Lineage: Eukaryota; Metazoa; Chordata; Amphibia; Anura; Bufonidae
Product: organic solute transporter subunit alpha-like
Exons: 8
Coding region: 86-1126 (346 amino acids)
Biological process (GO): bile acid and bile salt transport
Cellular component (GO): endoplasmic reticulum membrane; plasma membrane
Molecular function (GO): transporter activity
Source: RefSeq, a predicted model, not a curated record